GAGUUUAUAUUCGUGGUAAAAAUAAUAAAGCUUUUACUGAUGCAUAUGGUUUUAUUCCAACUGGGGGAACUAUUAAGUGGAUAACCAAAGGAAGGAGUUCUCAAAUUGAUUCCUGGGCAGUUGCUGAAUUUUCUUUUUGGCUCAGGA
This is a messenger RNA of Dentiscutata erythropus, 147 nucleotides long. The record is from the annotation of a GenBank genome assembly. NCBI's taxonomy places the organism in Eukaryota, Fungi, Glomeromycota, Glomeromycetes, Diversisporales, Gigasporaceae.